Melitaea cinxia (Glanville fritillary) is the source of this 1292-nucleotide messenger RNA. Its product is annotated as single-pass membrane and coiled-coil domain-containing protein 4 homolog. NCBI's taxonomy places the organism in Eukaryota, Metazoa, Arthropoda, Insecta, Lepidoptera, Nymphalidae. The transcript has 2 exons. Bases 651 to 833 code for a protein of 60 amino acids. The record is from RefSeq and is a predicted model, not a curated record.
UCGGGUUUGAACGUAGGUCUUCCUUCUGCGCCUCGGGGAGCGCGAUAAGCUGUCAGUCUUGAUUGUUAUAAAAUACGCCUGGUAGCAAUCAUAGCUCAUAGUAGAGAAUAUAUCCACCAACCCUUGUAGCAGAAUGGUGAAUUAGGCUUCGACCCUUAUGCUUACAUAAAAAAAGAUACGUAACAGCGUGGGCUACUAAAAGCAGGUGCUGGGUGCUGGUAGGAUACACUGUGUUUUAGAAUUUGUGAUAAUGUUAAGUACAUGAAAGUUCGUGUGUUAGUGAUGUUCAUGAUAAUGUUAAGUGCUAUGAAAAUUCUAUGUUCAAUGAUUUACUAUUGAAUUGUUUAAGCAAUGUUGUAGUCUAGUUGUCUGUAUUACUUUAUUAUUUUACUUAAAAUUCAUAUUCUGUCUUUUUCGUAACGAUAUAAAUGCAUCAUUAGUUAAAUAAAUAAAACAAAUAAAUUGUGAAAAGGAAUACUCUUUAUUUUAUUGUCACUGUCAUUGUCACAAUAUACGAGAAAAAUGUGGUGACGUGUAUUUCACUUAUACUUAUCUUGCUGUUAUCAAAAUUAUAAACAAGAAAACGUUUUCAUUUAAAUUAUAAAUUGACGACAAAAUAAAAGUUUCUAAGAUAAAAUUUCAUUUUCACGAUGAGAAAACUCAAGGGUACAGUUAAGGAAACCGCUAAGCAGAGGCGUGAAAGGAAGCAAGAAUUCGCUAAAAUGCGCCAACAAAUACACACAAUAGUCUUGCCAACUGUAGCAGUUAUAUUUCUGUUAAUAUGUGUUUAUGUAUACUUUAAAACGCGACCAUCUGCCAUUAAAUCGGCGUAACGAACUGCAAACAUUCUAAAAAUGUUGUAUAUAGUAAAUUAUUGGUAUCCAAAUUAUGACUUACUUGAAAUAUUUUCUAUAAAAUUUAUAUUUAAAAAAUAUGGUUGUGAAUUAUAUGGUGACUUGUAGAAAAAUAAUAAUACAAUAAACUAAAUCAAAUUUUAUAGAUUAUUCUGCUGUUAAACAUUCCACUAAAGAAACAUAUCAUUGUAAAUAUUAGAGUACAUUUGAUCCCAAAAGUAAGUUAUUUACUAACGGAUUAUUUUAUUCAGCGUCUGUAUUAAGAAAAACUAACAAUUGUUGACGCCAGUAUUCUGUAAGAGAGCAUCAGAUAAUAAAAUAAAAUAUUUUCUUAUUAUUUAUUUAUAUAUUUAAUAAAUAUCUAUAAAUAAAUAUACUUAAUACGCAGGUUGAUAAAUAUGUCAUUUUAUGUCGUAUUAAAAUAUUUAAUUACAAAAA